AUGAGCGAAAAAAAUUCGAGAGGACGGUUCACUUUGAGCUUUGUCACAAUGUACUCUACCAGCAGGAUUGGCUCCAUGCGGAGAACAUUGCUUCCGCGGUCUACAGUCUUCCGCUGUCAGCGAGCCUCGCUUUCUGUGGUAGCUGAAGAAGAGGUACAAAUAAAUCAACGUGAGUUAAGGGAACGCGCUAUGAUGGAAGCACUCGCAAGGGAAGAAGAAGCUACUGCCAAAGCCAAAGCUUUGCGUGAGUUAAAGGACAAAACAAAAGAACAGAUAUUGUUGUUAAAUAAAACCCCUUCCACUCUUAUGGAAGAAAGACUCAGAUCUUUGCAAAAUGAUUUGGAUAACGUCGCUGAUCAAGAUAAAGUCAAGCAACUUGACGAGGAGUUGGAAGAAUUCAUGUUCGCUAGUAUGAACUUGCCAUCGUCUGAAGUUCAAAACAAACCAUGGUAUGUACCAGGAGCUACUGCCGAAGUGGAUCAAUCAGGACGAGACGAUAGCACACUGCGCAUCCAGUCAACCACAUCCAAUUCUUUCACAAACGUUUAUCCAAACUUAAAACCCACUCCUGAUUAUAGACCGUACUCGUCACAGGAGUUGUACUUGAGGCAGCUCUCUCAUUUGAACCAAUCGGGAAAUUUGGGGUCUACUUUGAGUGACGUUUACGUUCCUAGAAAUGAGGUAAAGAAACCAAACACGAUUAAUGACGUAACCAUCGCUAGCUUAUUGGCUGCAGGGUGUCACUUAGGGCAUGCUAAGUCCAUGUGGAGACCUUCGACCCAGCCAUACAUAUAUGGUGAGUAUAAGGGUAUUCACUUGAUUGAUCUUCAAGAAACAAUAAGUGCUCUUAAAAGAGCUACUUCUGUCAUGAAAGGAGUCGCCAAAAAGGGUGGUAUUAUUCUCUAUGUGGGUACUUUAAAACAUUGGGAACAGCAUAGAGCAUUGGAAGAGGCUGCUGAAAGAAGUAAUGGAUAUUAUGUUUCCAAGAGAUGGAUUCCAGGUACGAUUACCAACUUUACGGAAGUAUCAAAGCAAGUCGGGGGCGGUCAGCGUCAAGAAAUUGAUAUUGCAGACGAACCCACUAACAGACAAAUUGGUGAAGAUGAGGCCGCAAGCGUGCUAAAGCCUGAUCUCGUAGUCAUCUUGAAUCCAGUGGAGAACAGAAACUGCAUCAACGAAUGUAUAAAGCUGAGGAUCCCAACCAUUGGUUUGUGUGACACCAACAUGGAGCCUUCUCUUUUGACAUAUCCAAUUCCAUGUAACGAUGACUCCACGAGAGCUUCAUCGUACAUGACUGGUAUAUUAUCGACUGCAGCUGAGGAAGGUCGCGAAGAAAGGAUCGCCUUUGCUCAAUCGCAGCAAUCCCGUUAG
Meyerozyma guilliermondii ATCC 6260 is the source of this 1371-nucleotide messenger RNA. Its product is annotated as mitochondrial 37S ribosomal protein uS2m. Gene Ontology annotation, molecular function: structural constituent of ribosome. Lineage: Eukaryota; Fungi; Ascomycota; Pichiomycetes; Serinales; Debaryomycetaceae. Gene Ontology annotation, cellular component: ribosome; mitochondrial small ribosomal subunit. The record is from RefSeq and is a predicted model, not a curated record. Gene Ontology annotation, biological process: translation. The transcript has a single exon. Bases 1 to 1371 code for a protein of 456 amino acids.